GGGCCCCACCUGCAGAUGCCCAGGAUGUCCAGAGAUCAGGGCCAUGGUGAUGUCCAUUCCCAGGAGUAUCCUGGCAGCUUCCAAGGCAUGAGAUUCCACUAUGAGCGCAACCCGGAGGCAGACAUGGUGGCAGAAAUUGGCCUGGAAGAGCUCAAUGGGCUGGAGAUGGAAGUCAUGAGAAGACAGCUGAGUGUGAUCACUGCGCGUUUGCGUGCCCUGGAGGACCAGGGCACCACCUGGCGCCACAGGGAUGCUCUGUUCUUCACCAUGCUGGUGUCGGCCUGCGCCGUCAACGUGUGGCUGUGGAUGCGCCAGUGA
Molecule: messenger RNA, 318 nt
Organism: Propithecus coquereli (Coquerel's sifaka)
Lineage: Eukaryota; Metazoa; Chordata; Mammalia; Primates; Indriidae
Gene: FATE1
Product: fetal and adult testis expressed 1
Exons: 3
Biological process (GO): negative regulation of apoptotic process; negative regulation of mitochondrial calcium ion concentration
Cellular component (GO): mitochondria-associated endoplasmic reticulum membrane contact site; endoplasmic reticulum; mitochondrial outer membrane
Molecular function (GO): ubiquitin protein ligase binding
Source: RefSeq, a predicted model, not a curated record